This is a messenger RNA of Pseudocercospora fijiensis CIRAD86, 963 nucleotides long. RefSeq lists its product as uncharacterized. The record is from RefSeq and is a predicted model, not a curated record. The transcript is spliced from 3 exons. NCBI's taxonomy places the organism in Eukaryota, Fungi, Ascomycota, Dothideomycetes, Mycosphaerellales, Mycosphaerellaceae. Bases 1 to 963 code for a protein of 320 amino acids. Gene Ontology annotation, molecular function: O-methyltransferase activity.
AUGGGUAUCUUCAAAGCCAUCGCUUCGUCGACCAACCCGCAGUUCAUCGCACAGAUCACACAACAGGCCAAAGGCAACGACCAGAUGCUUGUGACCAAGGUUGUGCGCCUCCUCGCAGCGCACGGCAUGGUCGACCAGAUUGAUGUAGACUCAUACGGCCCAAAUGACUUGACGAAAGAUUUGACGGACACUGGUAGAGUUGGCGACAAGUACACCAUGCUCUUCUCAAUGAAAGCUCUAGCAGAUAUGCCGUAUUUCUUCCGAGAGAACGGCUACAAAGUCGCAACCGAUCCGAAGAACACUGUCUGGCAGAAGACAUAUGACAGCCGAACAAUGUUCGAGUGGCUCGAAGGCAACCCAGAGCAGGGCAAAUAUUUCAAUGCACGCAGUACUAAUAGAGACGAGCUCGCCAAGCUUUACCCAUUCGAAAAGUUGUUUGAAGGCACUUCGCCUGAAGAUGUCCUUUUCGUUGACGUAAAGAGUUUCCCGUCGUCUAAGGGUCGUGUCAUCUUGCAAGAUCUGCCAUUUGUCGUGAAAGGCAUGGAGAUACCUGACGUCGAAGUCACAGCACAUGACAUGAUGACAGAGCAACCUGUCAAAGGUGAGUUCAGCAGCACUUUGGCCGGCUACAUCCCAGAAUCCCUGACGGCUCCAGGCGCACGAGCAUAUUACUUCCGCGGUGUAUGCCAUGACCAUCCCGACGAAAGUUGCCGCAAAUUCCUUGGACAGAUCGUCAAGGCCAUGGACCAAAAUUCAAGAGUUCUGAUUCAUGAUCAGCUCAUUGAGGAUCUGAACCCUGGACAGUACAUCACAAGAGCGGAUUUUGUCAUGAUGUCCCUAUUUGCGGGCCAGGAGAGAAGUGAAGCGCAGAUGAGGAACUUGUUGGAAAGUGUUGGUUUGAGAGUUGUUGGCAUGCACAAGCCGGGUCCUGAGCAGUGGACAAUCACUGAAGCGAUGCUCUGA